Messenger RNA from Prunus persica (peach), 1186 nucleotides. Its product is annotated as mediator of RNA polymerase II transcription subunit 15a. The record is from RefSeq and is a predicted model, not a curated record. Lineage: Eukaryota; Viridiplantae; Streptophyta; Magnoliopsida; Rosales; Rosaceae. Gene Ontology annotation, molecular function: transcription coactivator activity; chromatin DNA binding. Bases 177 to 989 code for a protein of 270 amino acids. Gene Ontology annotation, biological process: regulation of DNA-templated transcription. The transcript is spliced from 8 exons.
AAGAUGAAACGAGAAUUUCAUUGUUUAGAGGACUUAAUUCUGAAGCAACCCAACCCGUUUCUAUCCAAUUGACAAUUGAAGUUCCCGUCUUCUCCUACUUUAGGCUUUUCUCUUCAAGUCCGAAUUGCUCCACUUCCAGUUCCAGUCGAACCAGUCCCUUCGAAGAAAACGAUUUGAUGGAUAACAAUAAUUGGAGGCCUCCUCAAGUUGGAGAACCACCAAUUGAUGCAGGGGAUUGGAGGAGUCAACUGCAGCCAGAUUCACGGCAAAGAAUUGUCAACAAGAUAACGGAUACAUUGAAGAGGCAUCUUCCCUUCUCUGGUCAAGAGGGAUUACAGGAAAUCAGGAAAAUCGCUGUAAGGUUUGAGGAAAAGAUUCACACCGCCGCCACCAGCCAAUCGGAUUAUCUCCGGAAAAUUUCUCUGAAGAUGCUCAGUAUGGAGACAAACUCUCAACACAGAAUGGCCAAUUCUUCACAAUCCAACUCUGCUGGUUCUUUUGGUGUGCAACCCCAAGUCCCCUACCAAGGGCAAUUACUCUCUAUGCAGUUGUCGGCGAAUCAGUCUCUAGCACGCCAACAACUAUUAUCACAGAACAUUCCGAAUAACAUUCCUCCUGCCUCUGGUUUACCCCAGACUCCUAUCCCAAAUUUGAUGGAUACCCAUAAUGAGAGGCUUCUGCAAGGUGGUGAACUGCCAAUGGUCGCAGGCAAUUGGAGGAGCCAAUUGCUGCCAGAUUCACGGCGAAGAAUUGUUGACAAGAUACUUAAUACGUUAAAGAGGCAUCUUCUCGUCAGUGGUCAAGAGGGAAUCGAUGAACUCAGGAGAAUUGCUGAAAGGUUUGAAGAACGGACUUAUGAUUCUUCCUCAAGCCAGUCUGAUUACCUACGGAGAAUUUCUUUAAAGAUGCUCACCUUUGAGGCCAAGUAUCAAUGGACAGCACCUACCGCCGCCCCCUCCAACCUGAAACGGCAUCGUGUCUUCCCUUGACAUGUGAAAUAUACAAAUUUCGUGACUUGGUCUUAAAUAAAAUGCACGUAUUUGUGAUGAAAAAUUUCAGAAACUCAAAUGUUUGUCGAAGAAGAGCAAGAAACAAUUUCUAAACUGUUUCUAAUGCUGCUACUUAGUAGGAACACUUUAUUUAUAUGCUUGUAAUAAUCCUAUAUUUUAUAUUGUAUAUUCUUUUU